AUGCCGUCAAGAUUCAACGUUCGACAAAAGGUCUUCAUUCUCAUUUUCAAGGCCCAGCACAAUGAACUUCAGCAGGUGUUGACCAUGACACAAGACUUCCUUGACGGUCGCCUGACUCAAGACGAACUUAGAGAAAAGUAUUAUGGCUCACGAAGGAAACCUCAGAAGCUGCCAACCCUCGCCGUCGGCGACCUUGAUACUAAGCAAGUCGAGGAGAUACUUCAUCUAAGAGCAACCCAAGAAGACGAUGAGCUUGCGCAUGUCCCUUCUAUUCCGACCCCGACCGAGCUUAAGAGGGUCUAA
This is a messenger RNA of Penicillium paradoxum, 303 nucleotides long. RefSeq lists its product as uncharacterized. NCBI's taxonomy places the organism in Eukaryota, Fungi, Ascomycota, Eurotiomycetes, Eurotiales, Aspergillaceae. The coding region runs from base 1 to 303 and encodes 100 amino acids. The record is from RefSeq and is a predicted model, not a curated record. The transcript has a single exon.